Messenger RNA from Lactuca saligna, 549 nucleotides. Lineage: Eukaryota; Viridiplantae; Streptophyta; Magnoliopsida; Asterales; Asteraceae. The record is from the annotation of a GenBank genome assembly.
AUGGAGAACAUCCAUGAUUUUGAUACAAUAGACAUGGAGCUAGACGUAUACUUCAAAAAGAAACCAGUUUCCCAAUGCAAAUAUGAAUUUCUCAAUAUUCAAUGUGAAGAAGAUGAUGGCAAGGCAGUAGAUGAUGCUCUAACUAAAAAUAAUAUUCAAGCUAGAAAUGAUGCUCAAACCGGAAUCAAUAAAGAAGAUUCAGACGAAGAUUAUCUGGAAGGUAGUAACAAGGAAGAUAGUGAUGAGGAACUUGAGUAUUCCACCCAUAACCCAAAGGGUCUUGUUGAAGCUAGUAAGGAUAUUCGACCCUAUGUUGAGCAUAUGCAAUGUGCUAGGCAUAUCUAUGCCAAUUUUAUAAAAGUUUAUAGUGGAGUGGAGCUUAGAAACAUGUUUUGGGUAACUAUACAAUCUACUACAGAAGGAUAUUUCAAGUUUAAUAUGGAAAGGAUCAGGGCAAUAAGUUUUGGUGCUUAUGAUCAUCUCAUAGCAAGGGAACCAACUUCAUGGUGUAGGGCUUAUUUCUCUACUGGCUUAGCUUUGAGGCUGUAG